Molecule: messenger RNA, 561 nt
Organism: Moneuplotes crassus
Lineage: Eukaryota; Ciliophora; Spirotrichea; Euplotida; Euplotidae
Source: the annotation of a GenBank genome assembly
UUUAGACCCAAAAUGAGUCAAACAAUUAAUUAAAAGAAAGAAACAUGGCUAAAGUUGCUAUGGUGAGUGCAGGAGGAAGCGAACCCUUUGAAGUUGACAUUGAGAUCAUCACAAUGUCUGUCCUUGUUAAGUCAAUGAUUGAUGAUAGUGGAACUGAAGAAGUGAUUCCUCUUCCUGACGUGGAGAAAUCUGUUUUUGAGAAAGUUCUUGAAUUUUGUCUGCACUAUAAAGAAGAACCCCUCCAAGAAAUUGAAAAGCCGUUGAAAACCAAUAACAUCAAGGACGUAGUUUCUCAAUGGUAUGGAGAGUUUGUGAGCGUUGAAAUUGAGCAACUGUAUGAGAUCAUUCUUGCAGCAAACUAUCUUGACAUUAAGCCACUCCUCGAAGUUUCUUGUGCAGCAGUUGCUGCAAUGAUGAAAGGAAAAAGCAUUGAAGAAGUCAGAGAACUAUUCAACAUCGAGAACGAUUUCACUAAAGAGGAGGAAGAGCAGAUUCUUGAGGAAAAUAAAUGGGCUGAAGAAGUUAUCUAAUUCGAUAAUUGGAAAAUGCUUUACUAAUUUA